Molecule: messenger RNA, 4236 nt
Organism: Podarcis muralis (Common wall lizard)
Lineage: Eukaryota; Metazoa; Chordata; Lepidosauria; Squamata; Lacertidae
Gene: PLOD3
Product: procollagen-lysine,2-oxoglutarate 5-dioxygenase 3
Biological process (GO): peptidyl-lysine hydroxylation
Cellular component (GO): endoplasmic reticulum
Molecular function (GO): iron ion binding; procollagen glucosyltransferase activity; procollagen-lysine 5-dioxygenase activity
Source: RefSeq, a predicted model, not a curated record
UGACCAGGAAAGAGACGCGAAGGUUCUCGCGGGGCUAUAUACUGAUUUUUUUCUGGUUUCGUGGGUGGGCGCAGCGGGAAUAUCGGGGUCCCGCCGCCUCAUUCCGCCCAAGGAAAGUGGAGGGGGGAGAAAUGGGAAGAGGGUUUCCGAUCUCCCCUUCCUCCUCCCCCUUCUUUUUCCCAGCUGCGGGGCUGCUGCGGGGAGGAGCCUGACGUCGGUCCGGCCCCGCCGAUCGCGAGAGCUGAAAAAGCAGCAGCCCGAGCGGGCCCCGCAGUCUCUCGCCUCGGUUCCCGGGUCGCCUCCACCAUGAAGCGGCAGAGAUGCGUCUUCCUCAGCGCCGCCGCCGCCGCGAUCCUAGCCACUCUGCUGAUGGGCGCAGCCGCGACCAGCGAGGAAGAUCAAGAGGCCGUCGAUCCAGGCAAACUCCUGGUACUGACAGCUGCCACAGAUGAGACAGAGGGAUACCAGCGCUUCCUGCGGACGGCCAAGUACUUCAACUACACUGUCAAGACUCUCGGCCUAGGAGAAGACUGGAAGGGUGGGGACGUGGCUCGGACGGUCGGCGGAGGACAGAAGGUCCGCUGGCUGAAGGCGGAAAUGAAAAAACAUGCCAAUGAGGAGGACCUAAUUGUCAUGUUUGUAGACAGCUACGAUGUGAUCCUGGCAGGGAGCCCCAUCGAACUCCUCUGGAAGUUCCUGCAGUUCAAGAGCAACGUGGUCUUCUCGGCGGAAAGCUUCUGCUGGCCAGAGUGGUCGCUGGCCGAGAAGUACCCGCCGGUGGGCGUGGGAAAACGCUUUCUGAACUCUGGAGGGUUCAUUGGCUACGCCCCCACCAUCAACCGCAUCGUCCAGCUCUGGAAGUACAAAGAUGACGACGACGACCAGCUCUUCUACACACGCAUUUACUUGGAUCCUGCCUUGCGGGAGAAACAUAAGAUCACGCUGGAUCAUAAGUCAAAAAUCUUCCAGAACUUGAAUGGUGCCAUCGAUGAGGUAGUUCUGAAAUUCGAACGGACCCGAGUGCGCGCCCGGAACGUCGCUUACGACACCUUUCCUGUCGUCAUCCAUGGCAACGGGCCCACCAAGCUGCAGCUGAACUAUCUGGGAAACUACAUCCCCAACACCUGGACCUAUGAGGGGGGCUGCGAAGUUUGUGACGAAGGCCUCUUGGAUCUGUCAGGCUUACCGGAAGAAUCGUAUCCACGUGUGCUUCUGGGUGUGUUCAUCGAGCAGCCCACACCCUUCCUGCCUCAGUUUCUUCAGCGUCUCUUGACCUUGAAUUAUCCGUACUCUCAUCUCCAGCUCUUCAUCCACAAUCACGAGGUGUAUCAUGAGCCGCACAUUGAAGCCGAGUGGGAGCAGCUCCGUGGGGCCUUUGAGAGCAUCAAGCUUGUCGGUCCAGAGGAGGAGCUGAGCCAAGGGGAGGCGAGAGACAUGGCCAUGGAUCUCUGCCGCCAAGACCCCACCUGUGACUACUACUUUAGCCUGGAUGCUGACGUGGUCGUGGCAAACCCGGACAUCUUGCAGAUAUUGAUCCAGGAGAACAAGAAGGUAAUCGCUCCGAUGGUGUCGCGCCACGGCAAGCUUUGGUCCAACUUCUGGGCCCUGAGCCCUGAUGAAUAUUACGCGCGCUCAGAGGACUACGUGGAAUUGGUCCAGGGCAAGAGGAUCGGAGUGUGGAACGUCCCCUACAUCUCUCAGGCCUAUUUGCUGCGAGGGGAAACUCUGCGCCAGGAGCUGCCCCAGCGCAACGUCUUCACCUUGGACGACACGGACCCAGACAUGGCCUUUUGCAAGACUGUGCGGGAGAAGGGCAUCUUCCUUCACAUCAGUAACCGGGAUGAGUUUGGGCGCCUCAUUUCCACCGCCAGAUACAACAUAUCCCACCUAUAUCCUGACCUCAGGCAGAUCUCUGAGAAUCCCCUGGAUUGGCAGGAGAAAUACAUCCAUGAGAAUUACACUCAGGUGCUGGAGGCGGACUAUUAUGAGCAGCCCUGCCCUGACGUUUACUGGUUCCCCGUGUUCACCGACCAGAUGUGUGAUGAGCUGGUGGAAGAGGCAGAAAACUUUGGCCAGUGGUCCGGAGGGAAGCAUGAGGAUUCCCGGCUGGCUGGUGGCUAUGAGAAUGUCCCGACCGUUGAUAUCCACAUGAACCAGAUUGGUUUUGAGAAGGAAUGGCUGCAGUUCCUGCAGGACUACAUCGCUCCGGUCACAGAAAAGCUCUAUCCCGGCUACUACACUAAGGCACGAGCGAUCAUGAAUUUCAUGGUCCGCUACCGCCCGGAUGAGCAGCCCUCGCUCCGGCCGCAUCACGAUUCCUCCACUUUCACCAUCAACGUUGCGCUGAACCACAAAGGGAUCGACUACGAGGGAGGCGGCUGCCGGUUUAUCCGCUACAACUGCAAAGUGGAAUCCCCCCGCAAGGGAUGGACCUUGCUGCAUCCCGGGCGCCUCACCCACUACCACGAAGGCCUGCCCACCACCCGUGGGACCCGCUACAUCAUGGUCUCGUUUGUGGACCCCUAACACCAGCUCCACCCCCCUGGUCCUGGGGCAGUGAGUGGGCCGCGGCGGUCAACACACUGGCAGGAAGAGACUUGUGGGGGGGCAGAUGCAGGCGGGUCCAUCUCUCCAGCUCGGCUGCUGCCUUCCUUGGUGCCUUCGAAAAUGGAGGGAAACAAAUAACUCUACGUCCGGUGCUGAUGGAUACAGUCCUUGCCUGGCAAUGAACUAUGGGUCACUACUAGUGCUGGGAGCAGCCACUGCUGCCUUGUGGCGUUCCACCAACCUCCCCACCACCACCCCAUAAUAUGUGGGUUGAAGAUGACAGGCUGUCUCUAACAAAGUGUCGCCCGUUCAGGAUGUGUUUUCAGUGCCUCCCUCUCUCAGCAUGGCCCAGCCAGCUGGAGAUACCGUUGUUUUAGCAGUAGCACAAUCAUUCUCUAAACAUUUUUUAGUCCCUUGCUCAAAUCAAGGCACCUCGGGGGUUUUUUCCUACAAAUAUAUGUACUGCUGCUGUUCUGUUUUUGCCCCAGGUCUUCACUCUUCCCCUCCACCCACCUUUUAUAUGAGUGUCUUUGUUACACCGAAGCUGCAUUUUGUGAAAGAAUGCCUCUGAGCAACUGCAGAGUGUUUUUCCAUCUAUAAUUCCCGGCCGCAUGUGGUUGAGGAUCUAAGUGGAAGGUGUUUCUUCAUUUCAUUGCACCUUUAAAUUAAAAAAAAAAAGCGGGGAGGAUGAAGAGAAAAAUCUCCCUUCCUACAGGCACAGGGUAAAAUCAGUAUUAAGGGAGAAGUAAGUUAAUGAGAGGUCACCUAAUAAUUCCCACAGAAGGGAAAAGGGGCUGGUCUAUACAUUUCAAGUUUACCUAUAUUAUACAUUUAAAGCUGGUUAUAGCACUUGAAAAGUCAUGCUCCCCCAAAGAGUCCUGGGAGCCGUAGUUCGCUGAGGGUGCUGGGAAUUGUAGCUCUGGAGGCAAACUACAGUUCCCAUCAUUCAUUGGUGGAAGCCCUUGUGCUUUAAAUAUAUGGUGUGGUCCUCCUCCCUGCAUACAGCUGCAGUCCCCAGGGUAGUUUAACAAUCAGUCCCUCUUCCUAGUGAACUCCGGAAAUCGGGGCUCUCUGUGUGUGUCUCCCCCAACAACUCUCAGCACCCUUAACAAACUAUAGUUCCUAGGUGUCUUUUGCGAGGGGGAGCCACGGUUUUAAAAAGUGGUAUAAGAGUGCUGUAAAUGUUUGGUGUGGAUUGUGGCCUAACCUCGAGGUGGAACAGCAACAGAGGAGAGCUUGCCUUAUGCUGCAGCAGGGGUCCCUUUUAUGCUUGAUUUUUGAAGUAUUUUAAACACUGUGAUCAAGGCAGCACCUACUCUCUCUCUCACACACACACACACAUGCACCGCUCUCGGGGCAUCUGCAAAGUGUGACUAAUGUCUUCUUAGCAGUAUGUGGAAAACGUGGUUGGUUGGGGGCAGGAGGGAGGAAUGUUUUUUCCAUUUGUCAGCAUGCCUAAGCCAGGAGCUCCCCUUCCCCCGGGGUGAGGAGGGAAAGGCCUGGCUGGCGCUUGUGAGACAGGGGCCUUGCGUAAUCUCCCAUAAUCCUGUGGGCUUUUCUUUUUGGCCCUCAGCCCUAGUCUGGCUGGUAGGGUGGCCAUGCGUCGGCUGCUUCCUGUACAAAGCGUGCAUUAAGUUAUUGGCGUGGCUGUUCCACAGAACACCAAAUAAAUCUACCUUUUAUACUAGA